Cercospora beticola is the source of this 1324-nucleotide messenger RNA. RefSeq names its product tRNA-specific adenosine deaminase (gene TAD1). Gene Ontology annotation, molecular function: tRNA-specific adenosine-37 deaminase activity; RNA binding. Gene Ontology annotation, biological process: tRNA wobble adenosine to inosine editing. NCBI's taxonomy places the organism in Eukaryota, Fungi, Ascomycota, Dothideomycetes, Mycosphaerellales, Mycosphaerellaceae. The record is from RefSeq and is a predicted model, not a curated record.
GUCGAAGCGGCGCUCUCGAGUACGCCACAUCAGCGCUGGGCCUUUGCGAGGCUGUCGCUAUCUGCCAUUCAAGUCUGAGCCUUUUUCCAGAUGACUUGCGAAGAUAAUGACCAAGGCCGACCUUAUUGCGGAUUGCGUCCUCCGAACAUUUGAAGCACUGCCCGCCAAAUGCAAACCUCGCACCCUUCCCAAUGGCCGUAGGGAAUGGGUACCUCUGGCCGGCAUUGUGCUCAGCAAAGGGCCAGCCACGUCCGCGACAGUGGAAUGUGCUGCGUUGGCGACCGGAAUGAAGUGCCUUCCUCAGUCGAAACUUGGCAUAGCCAACGGCAACAUCUUACAUGACUGGCAUGCCGAGAUACUGGCCUUGCGAUCUUUCAAUCGAUUUCUGAUAGAUGACUGUGCUCAUCUGGUAAGUAAAGGGCGUGAUGAGGAUGGGAGAUGGGUCAGCUGGAGGCCGGAAGGCUCGUCCGAUGAACAAGGCCAACUUUUUCAGCUCCAGGAUGGCGUUGAGAUACAUAUGUAUUGCUCAGAGGCGCCUUGUGGUGACGCGUCGAUGGAGCUCACAAUGGCAGAACAGACUGACGCAACACCUUGGGAAAGACAGCAGUACGUUGGAGAAGACGGACUGCUUGGUCGCGGCAAUUUUGACCAGCUUGGUAUCGUCCGAAGAAAGCCAUCAAGGCCAGAUGCUCCGCAGUCUCUGAGCAAAAGUUGCUCAGACAAGCUGGCACUGAAGCAAUGCACGGGAGUACUAUCGGGGUUAGCGACAAUACUUCUACAUCCUGGAAACACCUUUAUCGCAAGUCUUAUCCUGCCUGAGGACCAAGUCGUCAGCAGUGCGGUCCAAAGAUCUUUCAGUGCGAGUGGAAGAAUGGCACCACUAGAAGAAGAGCGCUACAAGAAGGCCUGUAAUCAGUAUGGCUAUCGAUUCCAGCCGUUUGAGAUACAAACGACCACAAAGACUUUCGACUUCUGUAAGCCUGCUAAGGACUGUCAAUCAGUUCCUAGCAAUCUGUCAGUAAUGUACACGCCGCAAUGUCAGGAAAUCUUGAUCAACGGCGUGCUGCAGGGACGAAAGCAAACAGAUCCUAGAGGAGCCAGUUGCGUGAGUCGAAGACGAAUGUGGGAAAGUGUGAAUGACAUUAUCAGGUCUACGGGAACAUCGGCAGCAGCUGAGGUAUUGAGCGUACAGAACUACACCGAGCUGAAGCAGCAUCCACUUCUGGAAGGCAGAGAGCUGGUCAAACGAGAUGUGCGGAGUACAGGGUUGCAAGGUUGGAAGCAGAAUUUCGGUGAUGAUUUCACCAUCCAGGACUUAGGAUGA